AAAUGUCGCCAUAGCAGGGAUUUAUACAUUUGGGGUGCAUUUUUCAACUCGACGGCGUCCAUUUUGAUACAGCAAAGUUUACUCGUAUGUUGAUUGGGCAAUUUUCAAUUCCAUUGGUUAAUCAGAACCCGUGUUAUUGAAAGCAAUGUAUGCUAUGAUUCUAGAACCGUAUCAAACUGAAACAGACCCCGAAUAAAUCAAACGUCGAAUCGAGACCACUACAUCGCGAUUUGGCCGCAUUGUGAUGCAUCGUUUCAUCCCCUAAUUGUAAGUAGGUAAUUAUAGCGCAGGUAGAAAUGUAAAUGAUUCAAAACUAUUUUGUUGAACCAGGAACGGAAUCCAAGGCCCUUUUGUCAGUACUAUGGAGCUCUAUAGCCAAAGAGGACUGCUUCUGAAACCACUGAGCUAUCAUGCUUUACAUGUCCCAGUUACUAACCAAAACUAUCACAUUGAUACCCCAUUUCUCUUGAGAUUUCCCUGCCCCCAAGAAAUCACUCAUCAGGCUCUGUAAAUUACUUGGAAUGAGUCAUUUGUUUUGUGCCUGUGUCACAUGAAAUACUGGAAUAAUGCAAAAACUUGUAGCUGGACUGGAAAUUGAACCCUGGACCCCUGCAUCGGUCAGGUUCGCUACCACCGAGUUAUUCAGCUUCAUAUCCACCGCUCUCUAACUUUUAUGCUUUCAAAAUUUUAAUAAGUUACCUAAAAAAAGUGUGACAUAUGCAAAACUUGGAGAUUUUCUUUGUUUAUAAGCCAACUAAUAAUUUGUUCAAGCAAUUUACAGUCAUAUGUCUCUAUGAAUUGAUUUAAUUCUGAAGAGUGUCACAGAACACUUGUACUUAAUGAGAAUCCAGUUAAGUUUGUUGACAAAUGUAAUCAGGUCGAUAUAAGUUACAACUUUCUAUUUAUGCCAGUCCAGGUGCUGUACGAGCUUGGCUUGUAAUCUUUGAUAAUGAUAUGCUAGUUAGAAACAAAAUAAGAAAUUUUCUAAUGGAUUGGAGUAUUUUCUCAGGUUAUCAAACACACAAAGAAUGACGUCGAAGUGUGAAAUCUCAUGAACUAUAGGGGUAACGUCAUCAAGCCAUUGUGGAUUUUCGUUGGCCAGAUAUGUUGCCAAUUUUUGUUUUGUAUGUAAAUACUACAGGUGCCACCUUUUUGAUUACAGAAUAGUGUUGAUUUUAUUCAUUUCGAGAAUCGAGAUCCCCAGUCAGAGAGAGAUUUAAAUGUGCUGCAACAAGGCUUUAAAUGCAGAAUUUGUGUUCAGGGAUUUAUCAAGAAAAAUAAUUGGAUUUAUUCGUCAAGAUGAGAAUGGAUGGCAAGAAGGUAAGAAAUACCAUGACUACAGUUCGAGAGGCGGGGUUGUCCCGCCCAGAGGCGGGACUUGAUCCAAGAUUGACAUCCAAUGGAGCCACUAAAGAGGUGGAGGAGUGUCAUGUGUCUCAGAAGCUAGCUGUUCUACAGGAGGAGAGUCUCAAACCAAUCAAAGAGGACCUGGCCGAGUGGAUUGCACGGACACUGGGUAUUGAAAUAACAACAGAUGAUUUUAUGGAUGUGCUGGAUAAUGGGGUGUAUCUGUGUAACUUGGCCAAGUUAAUUCAGAGCAAGGCAGAGGAGUGUGUCAGGAACGGGGACUACACAGAGCCUCUGCCGAAGGUGUCACUAAAAUACCGUAACAAUGCCACGCCGGGGAGCUGGUUUGCUCGAGACAACACUGCUAACUUCCUGAACUGGUGCAAGGCCUAUGGAAUGGCUGAUGACCAGAUGUUUGAAACAGAGUAUUUAGUAUCACACACUGGGGAGAAGUCGGUGUUGAUGACCAUCCUUGAGUUGGCCAGAAUUGGCUACAAGUUUGGUCUGGAUCCUCCUAAUCUGAUCCGAAUGGAGAAAGAAAUCGAGAAGGAGGAAGAGGUCGUAGAGGUCAAACCACAGAAACCUACAGGUCUCGAUGCUGAGGUAAUCCCCAUAGCAACCACCGAAAAUGUAUUUGACCUUGACGCAGAGGUGAGGAGAAUUGCGUUUCUGUGCAAGUGUCAUGAUCACGUGAAGAAGUUAGGGGAAGGCAAAUACCUCAUCUUUGGAAAAGUGGUUCAAAUACGGUUUCUGAAGAAUCGACACCUUAUGGUGCGUGUGGGUGGAGGCUGGGACACUCUAGAGAAUUACCUGAUUCACCAUCGGCCAGUACAGGUGUUCGAACACAAAAGACUGAUCGUGGGGGAACCCCCUGAUAUCGGCAACAAGUACCUGUACUUCAAAUCAAAGUAUAAGUCCCACGCUCAGGUUGCUAGUGAACAGAAUGGGCAUGCCCACUGAGGGAUGGAAGAUGGAUAUUAUUUAUGACUAGUGAACAGAAUGGGCAUGCCCACUGAGGGGUGGAUGAUGGAUAUUAUUUAUGACUGUUUAGGUGAGACUCUCAGACAGAACUGGUAUUUACUCUGAACUCAUCGUCUGGAGACUACACCUGGAGGACCCUGGGAAAAAUGUGCUCACUUUUGUUUAUGCAUGAAGGCUCAUUUGUUUACAUUGCUACAUGCAUGUUCUAUAUAUAUAUAUAUAUAUAUAUAUAUAUGUUUACCAGGUUCUCUGGUUGUAUUUUGUAUUCUGGGUUGUUCAUAUGCAGAGGUUGUGAAGAUUGUUUUAUGAUAACCUCUUUUGGUUAUAAUGUUACAGCGAGGACUUAUCCUAUCGGUUUAUGAUAACCUCUUUUGGUUAUAAUGUUACAGCGAGGACUUAUCCUAUCGGUUUAUGAUAACCUCUUUUGGUUAUAAUGUUACAGGAAGGACUUAUCCUAUCGUUUAUGAUAACCUCUUUUGGUUAUGUUGUAUUGUUGCACAUAAAGAAUGUAUUUUAUCACAAUAGUAUAAUUUUGUAUUUACUUUAAUGUUUUGUGAGAUAUUGAAAGCAUUCUUUUGUCUUAUUGUAAUACAUGAAUUAGAUUGGCAUUUAUAUUAUUCUGCAAGUCAACAUGUUUAUCAUUUUUGUGUUCUAAAAUAUGAGUGCAUUCUUAGAAAUGAAAUUUUAAUUUCCCAUCACAUUUAAGGUGCUCAAUAUUCCUUGAAAUUUUAUUAUUUUAUGGGGGGGGGGGGGGGGGGGGGGGGGGGGGGGUUGUUACAUGCUAUAUACAGUAAAACUUGCUUUAAAUAAAGAAUUCCAUGGGACAUCAACAUUUUCAUUAACUUCCUUAAAACAAUGAUAAAUCAUAUCCCAACUCACUUUAUUUAUAUCAUAUAGAAUGAGUAGGAAUUACCUCCAGUCCUUAAAUAUGUUGAUAAAGAAUUUAAAGAACAUAUGUUUUCUUUUUCAGAAAGAGAAUGUUUGAUAUUUGGAAAAAGAAUUUAUUUGUGUUGAUACAGUGCCAAUAUCAUAGACGUAGAUACCUGAUUAAUUUACAGUAAUUGGAAUUUUAACUCCAGCACCAUCAGCUUACACAAAUUCAUUUCCCUGAAAACAAGUCAUUUUAAUUUUGUUUGUAACAUACAAUUUGAUUGGCUGACCGACAUACUUUGAAUUAAUCUUCAAGAACAGAAAAUGAUCAUUUAGGAAGUAUUAUGAGACACAAUUAACUCUUGAAAUUUUCAUUUCAAAUUCAUUGUAAAAUAUAACUAAAUGCUUAUUUAUUAAUCAUGCUAGUAUAAGGAAUGAGUUUUAAAAGCAAUGAAUAUCAACAACAUGAUGCAGAUUAAGCUUUUGAUAAAUUGCUUCACAGUCUAUCAGGGUAACUUGUACCGAGUAACAUUACAACAGUCACUUUGCUCUUGAAUUUAUUUCAUUAAAGAAAUCAUAGUACUCUGAUAUUGAUAUUGUAAGAAAUAAAUAUUACUGCAUUACAACAGAGAAUGCCUAGUCACCAAGUUCCUUAACAGCCAGGUUCUCUUGUAAAUGCUUACUUGUAUGAAGGAUAAUGACAGGAUUUUUAAACUAUUCAUUAUAAUCAAGAUCUCUCUAUAUCCAAGUCCCUUGUAUAGGAGUUUCACUGUAUGUGUUCAAAUUGUUACUAAUCUUGAAUGGAGUGAAACAAUUACAACAAUAUUGAAUGGCAGUAAAAACUAUAUUUACACCAGAUUAUUGGACAUAAACACUGCUGAUUUUUUAUUACUGGGCAGGAAAGGUCAUGCCACUGUGUUAUGGUGUACACGGUUAAGAAACAUUAAAUCUCUCAAAUGUAUAUUAUCUGUAAAUAAUCUAUUUCAAAAACAACUUGACACACUGCCUGGAACAUACAUUGUACCAACAGAAAUAUCUUUUACUCGUAUUUGAAUAUACCUUUCUGUGGCAACUAUUAAGAAUGGAAAUGCAUUAUGUAAACUAGCAACAGUGUGGAACUUAAUGAAUUAAUCAAUAGUUUACCGAGUCAGUCAAUAAUUUACCGAGUCAGUCAAUAAUUUACCGAAUCAGUCAAUAAUUUACUGAAUCGGUCAAUAAUUUACUGAGUCAGUCAAUAAUUUACUGAGUCAUUCAAUAACUUACUGAGUUAGUCAAUAAUUUACUGAGUCAUUCAAUAAUUUUCUUGAGUCAGUUAAUGAUUUACUGAAAUGUGAUUAUAUAGAAUAAAUAGCAAGUAAAAUGGUAUGGGGAAAAAAUUCCAAAUCUUAGAUAAUUAACAGUAUUAAGGAUGCAUGUGGGUCUUUUUUUUUUUUUUAUACCUGUAUUGUAUAAUUUGUCGGAGGUUGUAAAAGUGGAUGGAUCAAAGCUGAUGUACCAUUUCACAUUGUAGUACAUGUAUUGUUUAAAUUUUAUGCUGUUAAAAGUGUUAUCUCUUUUUUUAAUCAAACUUGUUACUGUUGCAACAUUCCAUUUUUUGUAUUGCACACUACUCAUUAUAGAUAUAUAUACUAAGUUAUGCAGACCGUCCAUUUUUAAUCAGUUUCGUUGAGUGUUUGAAUCAGUAUUCAAUAUUUUAUUAAAUGAGAGAUUUUUCUGUAUCAAGUGUACAUUAAAAAUGUGCUGAAAUCAAGAGUUUAAUAAAACUGUUUUUGAAGGGUA
Ostrea edulis (European flat oyster) is the source of this 4977-nucleotide messenger RNA. Its product is annotated as growth arrest-specific protein 2-like. The transcript has 7 exons. Lineage: Eukaryota; Metazoa; Mollusca; Bivalvia; Ostreida; Ostreidae. Gene Ontology annotation, cellular component: actin filament. Gene Ontology annotation, molecular function: cytoskeletal adaptor activity; microtubule binding; actin filament binding. The record is from RefSeq and is a predicted model, not a curated record. The coding region runs from base 1300 to 2307 and encodes 335 amino acids. Gene Ontology annotation, biological process: actin crosslink formation.